Molecule: messenger RNA, 771 nt
Organism: Vicia faba (fava bean)
Lineage: Eukaryota; Viridiplantae; Streptophyta; Magnoliopsida; Fabales; Fabaceae
Source: the annotation of a GenBank genome assembly
AUGAAUAAAAUUUUGGUGAAAAGGGUGAGAUGUUUACUUUCUCAAUCAAAGUUGCUGAAAUACUUUUGGGGAGAAACAUUGAGCACAGUUGUACAUCUUUUAAACCUCACUCCAUGUGUUCCAUUGAAGUUUAAUGUUCCAAACCAUGUUUGGAGUGGCAAAUAUGUUUCUUACGAUCAUCUUUGGGUGUUUGGGUGCAUGGCAUAUAUGCAUAUUUCGAAGGAUGAGAGAUUGAAAUUGGAUGAGAAAUCGAAGAAAUGUGUAUUUGUUGGGUAUGGACUUGAUGAGUUUGGGUAUCGAUUCUUUGAUCCAGUUCAAUGGAAGCUUAUUCGUAGUCGUGAUGUCGUAUUCAUAGAGGAUUAUACCAUUGAGGACAUCGACAAAGUUGAGAAUAAAGAUCAGAUUUUUAAAGAUGAAGAAAUGGUUGAUACAAACUCAACUAAUAUUGCUCCAACUCCUAUCACUUUCGAAGUUGUUCCAAUUCAAAAUCAAAAUAUGAAUUUGAAUGUUGAUAAUGCUUUAAAUCCUAAUAAUAUUGUUGAUGUAGGUGAUACAAAAGACGUUGUUGAAAAUGAGGUUGAUCAAGAGGUUGAAAGUUUUGAGAAACCGGUUGCUUAUAAUGAUUUGAGGCGGUCUACUCAUGAUAAAAGGCCUUUCGUUCAAUACCCCUCGAACGAGUAUGUUUUUCUUACCGAUGGUGAAGAACUUGAAAAUUUUAAAGAAGUUUUGGUGGGUGAGAAAAAAGGAGUGGAUGAAUGCCAUGAAGGAUGA